Molecule: messenger RNA, 1249 nt
Organism: Phialemonium atrogriseum
Lineage: Eukaryota; Fungi; Ascomycota; Sordariomycetes; Cephalothecales; Cephalothecaceae
Product: ferredoxin reductase-like protein
Exons: 4
Coding region: 135-1067 (310 amino acids)
Cellular component (GO): endoplasmic reticulum
Molecular function (GO): oxidoreductase activity
Source: RefSeq, a predicted model, not a curated record
ACGGCAACUCGCCAGCGUCGAAAUCUAGGUGCCAGAAGCUCCUCUGGCCUUUCGAGAACCGUUUGCCGCCUUCCAAUCCGACGAAAGAGCCCGUUUCCCAAGCAUUGGGAGCUGUUGAGAUAGAGGUGACCAGAAUGGCGGCCGAGUCGCUGUUUGCAUCCCAGUACAUCCACGGGAUUUACAUACCCGCGGGCCUGCUUAUCUUUGGGAUGGUGAUCGUGAAGAUGGAGUGGACACCAUAUGCUGCCCUUCUCGCGGUCGUUCUGGGCGCGUUGAAGUUCUAUAACCUCCAGCCGAAGAAGGUCCUGAAGCCGGAUGUCUUCCAAGAGUUUGAGCUAAAGGAGAAGACGGUCAUCUCUCACAAUGUCGCCAUCUACCGCUUCAGCCUCCCAGCGCCGACCUCGAUCCUCGGCCUCCCGAUCGGGCAGCACAUCUCGAUCGGCGCCAACAUCGCGCAGCCGGACGGCAGCAGCAAGGAGAUCGUGCGGUCGUACACGCCCAUCAGCGGCGACCACCAGCCGGGCUACUUCGACCUCCUGAUCAAGUCGUACCCGACGGGCAACAUCAGCCGCGUAAUGGCCGGCCUGGCGGUGGGGCACACGAUCCGCGUCCGCGGCCCCAAGGGCGCCUUCGUCUACACGCCCAACAUGGUCCGCCACUUCGGCAUGGUCGCCGGCGGCACCGGCAUCACGCCCAUGCUGCAGGUCGUGCGCGCCAUCAUCCGCGGCCGCGCCGCGGGCGACCGCACUGAGGUCGACCUCAUCUUCGCGAACGUAACACCGCAGGACAUCCUGCUCAAGGAGGACCUCGACGCCCUCGCCGCCGAGGACAAGGGCUUCCGCGUCCACUACGUCCUCGACAAGCCGCCCGCCGGGUGGACCGGCGGCGUCGGCUACGUCACGGCUGACAUGAUCACGAAAUGGCUCCCGAAACCCGCCCCUGAUGUCAAGAUCUUGCUCUGCGGCCCACCGCCCAUGAUCAGCGGACUGAAGAAGACGACGGAGGCCCUGGGAUACAAGAAGGCCCGGCCUGUCAGCAAGCUCGAGGACCAGGUCUUUGCCUUUUAAGCUCUGGUACCUGGUCUGGGGGGCUUUGUUGAGUAACGGGAGGGGGUGGGGGGGGUUGGGUCAAUUGUGCUGUGAUAUCGCGUGGUUAGUGCUUGGCCCUCGCUGAGAUGACUAUCCGCGAAUGUCAUGAUAAUAAUAUAUGUAAGGGAGUUUUUGUCACGAGAAAAGAGCAUCAGACGGAC